UGCUGUGCCACGAGGAAACGAAUGUACGAACGCAAUUGUUUUUCCUGAAUUUCCCCCCUUCACCCAAUAAAGUGCGCAAGAGUGAGACGUCUACACAGAUUUAAUAGGAAAUUUCGUAUGGAUUUUCCCAGAAGUAAUAGCACAGUCGAGUGUAGAUUUUCCGUGGGUGUCAAUCUCUAUAGCCUCCAGUGGACAUUUGGUGCGGCGACCGAUCUCGAUGUCUCCGCAAUUAGAUAAUGCUUAAGCUACCAAAGGGCCUAAAAAAGAAAAAGAAGAAGUCGAAAAAGGACCAAGAACUCUUCACCGAAGAGGAGCUCGAGCAGUACAAACGCGAGCUCAGGGCCAAGCAGGAGGCGGCGGCCAACAAAUCGGACGCUGGCGAAUCGGACGGUGGCGCAUCGGACGUCGAGGGUGCCGCAGGCGCCACAUACCACAGAUCCUCUGUCGGAGACGCUCAUCUAGCCGAAUCCGGUGCUGCAAGCACUUCCACUGACGACCACCACCACCACCAUCAGCAUCAGCAGCAUCAGCAUCAGAGUUCCAGCGGCGGCGGAGGCGACGAGGAAUGGGCCAAGUUUAAGGCGCUUACAUCGGGCGUCGAUACCAUCCUACACAAGACCCAGGACGAGCUCGAUCGCAUCAAGAAGGAGUCCUUCUACCAACGCCUGCCCUCGGCUGCCGAGAAGAAGAAACAGGAGGAGGAGGAGGCAGCCCGUCUCGAGGCCCAGCGCCAGGAGCGUGAGCGCCAGCGCCUCGCACUAAUCGAAUCACAGCGCGACAAGCUAGCAGAGGCCGUUGUCGAGCUCUCAGAUUCGGAGGACGACCAGCAGGACGAGGUCGAUGACAUCUUUGCCACCGACUACAUCGAGGCGAUCACCAGCGGAGAGCUCCAACUAGCCGUUGUACCCGACUCGCCCGUGUACCCGGCGGACGACGGGCCCGAUCCGUUCGACACCGCCUACGCGGAGAAAGUCAUUGUUGGCGCCGACAAGGCCAAGGGCAACAAGAAGCUCGUCAGCCUCGGUGCUGCCGUAGAGGUACUCUCAGGCCGCGUGGACCGCGAUCACGCCCUAGCCCUAGCCAACCCCAAGCGCAAGCUCCGCAAGGGCAUCCAGAAUCUUCUGCUCAGCGAGAGCGUAGAGCUAGCCGAUCCCGAGGCGGAUCUCCUAGCCGCAGCCGCCAACGCCGAGCCGCAGCACAAUCUGCUCGACGAUCUCGUCGACGACGACCUCACCGAAUCGGCGGGCCCCAUCGAUUUGAGUGUCUCGCUCCAUCUGCAUCUGAUUAAGCCCCAAAGGGUUGACGAGCAGGACGAGGACGCCGAGCUCGCAGAGCUUCAGGGCAGCUCCCUCAAUCCGGAUCUAGCCGAGUUCGACGCGCUCAAGGACGAGGAGGACGACGAGUUCGCCGAACUAGCCGCCGAGUCGCUCACCAAAAAGGAGGACAUCACCAUCGUCAACCAGGUCGUGCUGCCGCCAGUCUCCCUACUCGCCGAAGCGGUUGCAGAGGCCAGCUGGGCCGAGUUCGAGGCGGAGCCAGAGUCCGAGGAGCCACUACCAGGAAAACCCAAGCGCCCGCCGCCACCGGCCAGGCCUGCCACUGGACCACACAUUGUACCUGGUGCCAUCUACGUCAGUGACGACGAGGAGGAGCCCAAUCUUGACGACGACCCCUUCAACACCAACUACGCGGAGCAGGUGAUCAAGAAGACCACCGUACUCGAGGAGGACGACGACUUUGAUCCGCGCGCCGAGGAGGAGACCACUGGCGGGUCUUCAUUGCUAGCGGCUCCAGGCCGCGAUCUUUUGGCCGGGAGUGCCACCGAUCUCAGUAAGGUGGUGCCAGCGCCAUUGGCGCCCACCCUUAGCAUCGAUCAAGAGCCGGAGGACUUUGAUCCUUUCGAUACCUCAGCGGUCAGUGCAAUCGUUCAGCCAAAGGCCACAGAGCUGCGCUUUCUAGAGCGGGAGCUGCUCACCAACGAGACGAGCGGUGGACUCAAGCACUCACUAAGCGAUCCGGACUUUGAUCCGCGAGCCGGACAGGAGGAGGACCAGCAGCAGAAGCAGCAGCAGAAGCAGCAGCAGAAGCCCCCGCAGAGGCCGAAGCCACCGGUGCCACCUUCGCCAUCUCACAUCACUCCGGAGUUUGACGCCGCCAGACGCAAGUCCUCGCUGAGCCUGAACAUCCAGGCGAAGAGUGUGGGCUUCCUGGUGCCAGGGCCGGACCUACUCGGGGCCGGUAAUGAGGUCGGGGCCAACAAGAAGCCUCUGACGCCGUACUACGCGCCCUCCGCCGCCGGAUCAGCCAACGCAUCGCAGUCGAUUGCCGAGGGCAUACCAGAGUCGGAGGAUCCCUUCGACACCUCCUAUGUGCCGGAGGCCAAGCUCAGCGACAUCGAGCUGAAGCACAUCGAGGCGGAUCUGAUUGCGGAGCCCACGCCCACGCUGCGGCACAGCCUCUCCGAUCCGGACUUCGAUCCGCGUGCCCCGCCCACGCCCGUGCCCGCCGAGGUGCUGCUCGCCGUCGAGGAGAACAUCGACAUCAAGGUGCUGACACCCGCGCAGGAGCGCAGACAGCUGCCCAAAGGCGCCCACAACGCCCAGGGGGAGUCGGACGAGGACGACGUUGACCCAUUUGACACUUCGAUCGCCGCCAAUCUACAGCCCGGACAGACGGAGCUGAAGCUGCUCGAGAACGAGCUGCUGCCACAGAGGAGCGCCCAGGAGCUGGCCAUUGACGCCCAGAGCGACGCCCAGGAUCUGGGACUUGGCGACAAGGUGCUCACACCCUCGCUGCCCUCGCGCCCCCCGCCACCGGUGCGGCCGCAGGACAUCGAUCCCUUCGACACCUCCAUUGCGGAGAAUCUAGCGCCCGGCGAGACGGAGAUCAAGCUGCUCGAAAGCGAGCUGAUCGAGCGAUAAGCAAACCCCAAAAACCACAAA
Messenger RNA from Drosophila miranda, 2942 nucleotides. RefSeq names its product protein stoned-A. The coding region runs from base 237 to 2921 and encodes 894 amino acids. The record is from RefSeq and is a predicted model, not a curated record. NCBI's taxonomy places the organism in Eukaryota, Metazoa, Arthropoda, Insecta, Diptera, Drosophilidae. The transcript has 4 exons.